AUGGAGAUUGUUGAUACGAACAUCUUGCCAGUUGGCGAGAAGAUAGAGCGGCCCCUUCAUCUUAGGAGGAUGCGUACUUGGAGACCGCAUUCAAGACCCUAUCCAGAAGUGAUAGUACCCCCAGCGCCACUUUCUCCAGAACUUUCACCUUCUCCUGUAUUGCCUUCAAGACCCUGCCCUGAGGUGAUGGAUCCAUCGCCUUCUAGUGCCGAUGCUGCUAUUGAUGAAUCACAACUUUCCCCAGCUCUUGCACCUUCACCUGAUCUGUUUGUGGAAUGUGGUGGUAGUUCAAUCAGCAGCACACCAUCUAGGAAGCCGGUACAUCGUAUUCGUCCUCGUCAGACUUUCCAAGAUGAUGAUAUUAGUUUUCAUUUAAAUUAUGGAAGCGAACCGGAGUCUAACGAAAGCGACGAUGAUGAGGGAGUGCUACCGGCGUUUUUACCGAGGAAGUUCCGGUUGAUGAUGGACACGGCAGAAACUGAUGAUUAUCCCAUCAAUUUUGAACGGCCUACCGUCACCUUGGCAGGGAACCCUAUAGACGCUGCCACCUCAGCUGAGAAUAAUCUGCUAGGCACUGUCCACCAGCCUAGCAGAUUAUUAGAUUUUCAAUGGAAAUCGCCUUCAAGACCCUGCCCUGAGGUGAUGGAUCCAUCGCCUUCUAGUGCCGAUGCUGCUAUUGAUGAAUCACAACUUUCCCCAGCUCUUGCACCUUCACCUGAUCUGUUUGUGGAAUGUGGUGGUAGUUCAAUCAGCAGCACACCAUCUAGGAAGCCGGUACAUCGUAUUCGUCCUCGUCAGACUUUCCAAGACGAUGAUAUUAGUUUUCAUUUAAAUUAUGGUUAG
This is a messenger RNA of Parnassius apollo (apollo), 843 nucleotides long. The record is from the annotation of a GenBank genome assembly. Lineage: Eukaryota; Metazoa; Arthropoda; Insecta; Lepidoptera; Papilionidae.